AUGACAGAAGGGAUGAUGUAUGGUAAGAGAUACAUCAGAAUCUUGUCUUUAGUGGCAGUUCUCUUGAUCACAACUAUCGUCAUCUUAAUCUCUAAGGGUUAUCAGUUAGACGAUAUUGUUCAAGAACCGCUAACACGAUUCGAGAAGGAGAAAAGCAAUCCUAUUAGCGAUGUUAAGGUGGCGCCAGAGAACCAUCACCAUAGUGAUUCGAAGCCAGAUAUUGAAGAGAAUAAUGACGGACCUAAAGAUGUUCAAAGACCAGCUGAGGAGGCUCAAGUUAUCAAAGAUAUCUCGUUCCCUCUAAGCCUACAAUUGAUGGAGCCGAAUACAUAUAAGAGCGCGUCGUUAAAAACAUACUUCCACAGUAUAUUCUAUAAAGGUGAACAGUCCUUGGAAACUUUCACUGAAGCUCAAAAAUGUGAAAGACUUAAGUAUGAGUCACAACUAGAGUUGUCGGAGCAGAAAUAUUUGGAGGCGAACUUCAAUAAGGUGAGAGAUGCUAUUAAAGAGAAUGAAUUGUAUGACCGGAUGCUCAAGGCAGCAACUAAAGAAUUUAAACCCUCGAUUCCUAGUGAAAAGCAAUGGUUUAGGUUUGCUGGAUCGUCGGUUUGGCUCUCUGAACACAAAGUACAUUUUAUGGUAAGCAGAAUUAUGUGGUCUCCCUCUGGAAUUCCUAACAAAGCUUUCGCGAGUUUUCUAUAUAUUCAGUUAUUUGAUGAAGACUGGAACGAGUUACCAGAGAAAACUUUAAAGAUUCCGUAUGAGAAGUUAGUGACUGAGCAGAACGUGAACGCAAAGGGUAGUAUAGAACUGAAGAUAGUUGAUAGAAAAAUUGCAUAUAGGGAAGCCAAGUUUCCUUCAUUUUUACCCAUUACGUUUGAUUUCAGUCUCCGUACACCAGACCGAAAGUACUAUUGGGGUCCAGAGGAUCCCAGGAUCCUACUUCGGAGAAACCCUCUUGGGUUCGAUGAACCUUUAAUAGUUUUCAACUUGAAGGAUGUGAAGUUGAUCAAAAGAACGAUGCAUAUGUUUUUGCCAUUUUCUAGUAAGUUUAGCAUCUUCAAGAAGCGGAACGAGCCAUACGCAAAUAUUGAAAAAAAUUGGACUCCAUUUUUCAGCUCACCGAGGGAUGCGGAGUCAAAAAACGAUGGAUUCACCCACUUGAAUUUUAUCUAUUCACUAGAGCCACUCGAAGUUUUGAAGUGCGAUAUUGAUACAGCAAUUUGUGACUUUUUGCAAAAGCCGGAAAAAUCAGACUUUAAUUACGUUGGGCCCUUAAGAGGUGGUACGCAGCUCGUACAAUUACCCUCUAGUAGGUUCGUACUGAAUGGUAUAACUAACGCAUUCCAAAUUCCAGAAAAUAGACGCAUCUAUGUUGGAUGGGCAAGAACUCAUCUUAACAAAUGUGGUUGUGGUGAGUCUAUGUAUAGGCCAAAUUUAAUCAUAUUGACCGAAGAUUAUAAUCCAAGUGACAAGAAAUACUCCUACAACAUUAGAGAUGUAUCGGAAUAUUUCGAUUUCAAUGCAAUAGUGCCUCCAUGGAUAACGCCCGAAUUGGAUAAAAGCGGUAAUUUGAUUGAAAAAAGCCCCAAACAGUGUGAAGGAAGAAACGUUUUAAUACCCAAUUCCAUUGCAUAUUGGGAUAUUGAUUCUGUACGCAAAGGUGAUCUGAUCUAUGGACGUGGAGAUUUUGCCACGUUUAAAGAUCAAAACGUAUUAGAUGCCGAGACAGUUAUCAAUGACUAUAUGGGAGUCACGUUGUCUGCAGCCGAUAGUGAUGUCAGCAUAGUCCAAGUCAAAGGACUUUUAAACUACAUACUCAAGCUCCCAGGAUUAUUUGACAAGUCAGACCAAGAUCGCGAUGAUAGUUUAUAUGACUCGAAUAUAAACCAAAGAUGUGCCGAGUUGGCCAGCGUUGAAUAUUGCUUAAAAUAUGCUGAAAGAAAUGGAGGAGUUACAAAGUAUUGA
This is a messenger RNA of Priceomyces carsonii, 1968 nucleotides long. It is a transcript of the gene BMT7, whose product is annotated as Bmt7p. The record is from RefSeq and is a predicted model, not a curated record. Lineage: Eukaryota; Fungi; Ascomycota; Pichiomycetes; Serinales; Debaryomycetaceae. The coding region runs from base 1 to 1968 and encodes 655 amino acids. Gene Ontology annotation, molecular function: mannosyltransferase activity. The transcript has a single exon.